This is a messenger RNA of Eurytemora carolleeae, 4032 nucleotides long. RefSeq lists its product as uncharacterized. The record is from RefSeq and is a predicted model, not a curated record. The transcript has 15 exons. Bases 1 to 1845 code for a protein of 614 amino acids. Lineage: Eukaryota; Metazoa; Arthropoda; Copepoda; Calanoida; Temoridae.
AUGGUAAAUCUGUUGAAUUUGGAGACAACUGAAGAUAAGUUUGUCGGAGAAUAUUUCCGUAUUCAUCCUCCAACCCGGAGUCAGGAUUCAUCCUCCAAUACAGAGAUAAAGAGAACAGGAUACAAAGCACAGGAUACAGGCAACAGGAUACAAGGAACAGGAUACAGAGAACAGGAUACAGAGAACAGGAUACAGAGAACAGGAUACAAGGAACAGGAUACAGGGAACAGGAUACAGGGAACAGGAUACAGGGAACAAGAUAAAGGGAACAGGGUACAGGGAACAAGGAUAGCUCAAAGGAUUGAGUUUGUUGAUAAAAUUUUAAAGAAAAGAACCCCGGAGUCAGUGAUCCCUCCAACUGAAGCUUGCAUAGAGUGGAUGUGUGACAAGAACCUUGUGUGGGAGAGAAGGGAAGUAAUGCAGAAAGAGGUUUGGAUAUUUUAUGCUCUCCCUGGACAAAGCAUAAAAUCUUGGGAUAAAUGUGUAAAGGAUGAAAUGAAUCUGUAUGAAGAAAAGAAUUACACAAUAUCUAAAAUUGGUGUUUUUUCAACAUUAGUUGUAAGUAACAAUAGCAGGGUGUUCUUUAGACCUAGUACUCCAUGUUACAAUAAAGGAGGUGCAUUCCUUGACAAAGUAAUUGUAAACAUCCUAAAUAAUACUUUUGACUGGGCCCAAGCCAACUUUCUUUAUGACACUUAUUGUAGCGAGAAGAAUCUUGAAUCUGAAGGUAACCCCCAAAAUGAGACUACGACUCCUGCCAUGGAUCCAUCUAUGAUGAAGGAAAAUACUUCUGAUCCAAGUGUUUUUCCAGACAGUAAUUCUACUAGCCCAAUCAACAUUUCUAUCAACAUAUUUGGUACUUCCACGUCCAUUCCAGAUGUUCCUGCUGAUGUGCAUAAAGAUAAUAUUGGGAACUCAAAUAUUACUCCUACUGAUCCAAUAAUUGAUUCCUUCCUCCUCAUUCAAGAAAAUAUUACAGGAGUUGUAAGCAAUGUUUCCAUUGUAACAACUAUAAAAACCUUUACUGUGCAGGAUGUCAAGGACUUAUCUGAUGAUAUCUCAAAUUAUGGAAAUGAUAAUGCUGCUUUAAACAACUCUAUUGCUAUAUACAGGAUUCCAAUUGUUGGUGUAAUCAACACUUUUUCUUCUAUGCUUGCCAUUAAAAGUGAAAAUCUGAUUAAUGUUCCCAUUGAAGGAAUUAUCAACAUUACCUCUGUCAUAAAUGAUGGUGAAAGUGAUCUGAAUAACAUUCCUUUUGACGGGAUCAUUGAAAUAACAACUUCUCUUGUACCGGAUAUUAAUGAUAUUGAUAAAAAAAAUGUUCCUUUCACUGGAUUUAUAAAUAUUACCUCUUCAUCUUUAAACAAUACUUCAAAUGAUCUUUAUAACAUUCCCAUAAUGGGAUUUAUUAAAAACACCCCAUCUUUAUCAAACAUUGGUGUUAGUGAUAUAAACAUUUUAAUUGCUGGAGUUAUCAACAUUACCUCUGAAAUGUCCACCACACUAAUUGGGAAUCAAAAUAACAGCACUGCUGGAAAAAGUCUUGGCCACUUAGGCACAUUAGCUGGUAAUGAAUUAAAAAAACUGCCUAAUUUGUCAUCAAAACCAUCUACAGAACCAACCACACAAAAAAUAUCUAAAACAUCCACAGAGCUAUUUGAAAUUGAGUUCCAGUUAUCAGUUCCAACACCUUUGGAACAAUCUGAUCUCUUACUAGAAGAAAUUAAAACUCAGGGUGGUUUUAAUCCAAGUAAUGAUUUGACAGAUGAAAUUUUUCUAGAGGAACCACAUAGUGCAUCAACUACCAACGCUACAGAACCUAGAUUAUAUGGAUUAUACCUCUGAAUCAACAAAUACAAGUUCUGCCAACUUCACUGUAUUAAUUCCAGUGGUUAAUUCAAUAUCAGGCAAGAAUGAGAUGGAGAACUUUAUACUAAUAAUCAUACUAUUGGCUAUUGUAGUUUUAAUCUUUCUCAUUUGCUUUUGCGUGGCCAAGUACAAAAGUGUGGUUAACUUUAUUUUGUUUCAUAUGAGGAAAAAGACCUCUAAAAGACCUCUAAAAAGAGAUUCAAACAUAUCCAAUGUUACAAGCAUACAGGUUGAGGAUGCGAAGAAUACUAAAUUCCAAGACAAGAUAAAUGAUUAUGAUAGUGGACGAGGAAGUGUAGAUACCAAGGAUGAAGAUUCAUUUAUCAAACAUAUUCAAGGGGAUGGAUAUAAUCAGUACCAAUAUAUGAAUGGAUCAAGCAGCAUUAGCAGGAGAGAAAGCAAUUUCAAAUUUAAAGAUAAGCGUGAUAUAAUAUAUGAAGAAAGUCUAUCAAAUCUCAGUACCAAUGAUUUGUUGAAUCAGCUCACUGUGGAAGAUUUAGAAAGACCAAAUCUUCAACCACAGGCAAAGAUUUGAUUAGAGCAUUUUUCACAGCUUUAAUUUAGUAAAUAAUAUAUAUAUCAUAGGUAAGAGAAGCUCCAAUUAGGUUUGUGAAUGAUGAUAUUAGUAUGAGUGAGAGCCUUGGAAGCGAACUAACACUUGAUGAUGAUUUUUGUUCUGACAUACCUGAGGAAGAUGAGCUAGAUUCCUCUAAUUCUAGUGGAGAUUUCAAGCAUACAUUCCCUUCCAGAUCAAUCAGUGAAUUAACAGAGAACAAAAUUGAUGAUAUUGUACCAUUCAAACAUACAAUCCCUUCCAGACCAAUCAGUGAAUUAACAGAGAACAGAAUUAAUGAUAUUGUACCAGGCAAUGCUGUAAAGAAUCUAAACAAUGAUAAUUUGCAAGCUAAAGGUGUGCAGAGGCAGCGCAAAAAUUGUGUUUUUCUAAUCAGCCCUUCCAAAGUCAGAAAAAAGACACCAGCACAACCAAAAACAUCAAAAUGGAAAGAAGUGGACAUUUUACACAUACUAAAUGAACAUAAACUAAAUAACAAAGCAGAACAUUUGGUAAGAGAGCAUGAUGACUGCUCUAAAGCACUACCAGGAAUAAACAAUGAAGAUCUCCAGAAUAAUGAUGAACAAAGUACUGUAGAUUUAACUACAAAGGCGCAAGUGAGUCAAAAUAAUGAAAAACUGGAUUUAGAACUUCUGAACACUGAUUUUUUCCUGGAAGAAUUUGAUAGUAAAAUAAAAGACCUACAAAAAUACCUUGAUGAUGAUGAUGAAAUAUAUGAUUUACAAGAAAAAGUGGACGAAAAUUCUAAUCUUAAGGUUUUUAGCUCCACAUCAGGGGAAAGCAACACCAAUGUAGAAUACAAAAUGAUUAUUGCUGGUAAUGAAUUUAACAACAGUUCAAGCAACCAUUCACCUCCCGAAAUAUUGGCUGCAUACAAGGAACCAGAUAUAACUUCAGAGAAGGCGGAGGUGAAAAAGAACUUGAACUAUCUCACAAAAAAAUCAAAUCUGGAAUCAAAAAAUGACAGAAACAAAUACCCAAGAAUGAAGGGGUCUGAGUCUUUUGAUUUUCAUCUGUCCCUGUCUGAAAUAAUGAUAUCUGAUUCUGAAUCAAUGGACAGAUCAACCGAUCGAUUUAUGGGACUAAAACGAAGAUCGAAUCAUGUGUCUCCUAGAAAACCUAAGAACAUUGUAAUAAACUAUCCAAGUCCACACAAACAUACCUCUAAGAAAUAUGACAACUGCGUCUGUUAUGUAGAGUAUUCAGGUUAAACCUAAGAGAUUGGAGACACAUCCUUCCAACAUAUUUGUUUUGUAUUUUGCAAUAAUGUGUAUUUGUGAAGUCAGUUUUAAAUAUUUUCAAAUGAAAAAUGUAUACUAAUUAAUGCUAAAGUAUGGGAAAGAAUAUUCCCAAAUUACAUAUUUUUAUAUAAAGGACUGCACAAUUUAUAUAUUUUUCUUUAAAUAACGUUUAAAGUGAGAGACGGCUAUGAACAUAUAUUAACUGAGAAUAUACUAUUUCAAAGAAAAACUUCAGGAUUCUUUGAUCCAAAUGAGACAUUUUUUGGUGUACAAUUCUUAAAUGAGAGCGUAAAGUUGUUUCAGUCAGCAGAAGAAACGUUGUUCUACAGCAACUGAUAAAAUAUUACA